Molecule: messenger RNA, 243 nt
Organism: Brugia pahangi
Lineage: Eukaryota; Metazoa; Nematoda; Chromadorea; Rhabditida; Onchocercidae
Source: the annotation of a GenBank genome assembly
AUGACUGAUGCCAAUCAACAAUAUGUAAACAUGUAUGUAGACGAUGGUGAAACCGCUGGCGCCCCUGCGUCGAUUCAGGCGCCUUUGGAUUCUGAUGGCCUUAUUGAGAGUAAUUGGGAAUAUGUAUGCGAAAACUUUGAUGAAAUGGGUUUGAAAGAAAAUCUUCUUCGUGGAAUUUAUGCAUCUGGUUUUGAGAAGCCAUCGGCUAUCCAGCAACGUUAUUCCGUGCACCAAAAAACGUGA